AAUGGUGUCUGUAUGAUUUCCGGAGGCUGUCGCCUUAGACCUCGGCCGACGUGAGCUGCAAGAGGGUGGCAGAUUGAUUCUCUCGUCCUAGUGGGGCGGAGACGGGAGGUCGGGGUCGGAGUCGGCAACAGAGAACCGGGCGCGGGCGGUGGAAGCCCCGGAGCAUUGGGCGGUGGUAGAGCCCAGCGAGUCUCCGGCCGGCCGCGGAGCGCUGAGCGCGAGGGCAGCUUUGCGGACGGCGCUAAACAGCGUCCACACCCCUCCAUCCCCCGAGCCCCCUACGAGUCGGGCCUUUGGGUGAAGAGUCAGCGAAUUUCUGAGAAGUGUACGGGUUCCCCCAGCUUCCCUGCACGCUCACCGUUUGGACGCUUAACGGGACUUCAGUCGCCACAUCUGCUAGGCACUGUACCUGGCAGCCCCAGAUCAAAAGUAAGUGGUUGCUAUAGAAGAAAAUUGGACGAACGAAAGAUUUUUGGGGAAUUUUUGCACAUCAUAAAAGAUGACAACAGCAGCUAGGCCAACGUUUGAACCUGCGAGAGGUGGGAGAGGAAAAGGAGAAGGUGAUUUGAGCCAACUCUCAAAGCAGUAUUCGAGUAGAGACCUACCUUCUCAUACAAAGAUAAAAUAUAGACAAACUACUCAGGAUGCCCCUGAAGAGGUUCGCAACCGUGACUUUAGGAGAGAGCUGGAAGAGAGAGAGCGAGCUGCUGCAAGAGAAAAAAAUAGAGAUCGUCCAACACGAGAACAUACAACCUCCUCUUCAGUAUCAAAGAAACCUCGAUUAGACCAGAUUCCGGCUGCCAACCUUGAUGCAGAUGAUCCUCUAACGGAUGAGGAAGACGAAGAUGAAGAUUUUGAAGAGGAGAGUGAUGAUGAUGAUACUGCAGCUCUUCUUGCAGAACUAGAAAAAAUUAAAAAAGAAAGAGCUGAAGAGCAGGCCAGGAAGGAACAAGAACAGAAAGCUGAAGAAGAAAGAAUACGUAUGGAGAACAUUUUGAGUGGAAACCCUCUCCUUAAUCUCACUGGCCCAUCUCAGCCUCAGGCCAACUUCAAAGUUAAAAGAAGGUGGGAUGAUGAUGUUGUUUUCAAGAACUGUGCAAAAGGUGUAGAUGAUCAGAAGAAAGACAAAAGAUUUGUAAAUGAUACGCUGCGAUCUGAAUUUCACAAAAAGUUCAUGGAGAAAUAUAUUAAAUAGUACAGUUUUAUGUGCUUCAUUAAAGACUGUAAAAUGUAAACGAUCAUUUUCACUUUUUCUUCUGUUUUUCUCUUUCCCCAUCUAAAUUGUGUAUAGGCUUCCCUCAUUUUAAGUUCCAAAAUAACCUGUCCUUUAUUGAUACCUUAUUUGAGGAGGACUUGGGAAUUGGUUUAACCUAGUUUCCUCAGAAUAUCUCCAGUCAUAUGUUUUCCUUUUAAUAUGGGAAAGGGAAUCUUGUAAUAAAUAUUUUCAAAAAUCGAAAUAACUAAGUCUGUGUCCCCAACUUUUUUGUUGAAAUGUAUGCAGCUUAUAAAACGUUGCAUAUUUUCUUUUGUGAAUUGUAUUUCUUUGUGUGUUAACUUCCUCUCAUUUCUUUGACAUUAAUUUAAGGUCAGUUAAUGUGUGAUAUCUUCACCGUGUCUUUUUAAGAAUGUGAUGGAGGAUGAAGGGCAUUCUAUUUUGGCCCACAUGUUCGUAUGAAAGAGAGUCAUCAACCUCUCUGCUCUCUGAGUGUGUGUCUGAGGACAUGUGGUGUAUCCUUCACUUCUGCAAGUGCUCCUUUCUUUUUCUCUUGGCCGGAAACUGCUCCUUAAGCAUGGCUAGGAAGCAUGUGGCAUUUAACCUAUAUUCUGGAUCCUCAACUGCCGUGUUUCUUCUUAAUAAGAGUUUGCCCACUGACAAACGUGAGAUGCAGAGCCUAGGAAAGUUUAACAUCAAAUAAUACAUGAAAUAAAACUUUUGGAAAUAGGA
Lutra lutra (Eurasian river otter) is the source of this 1945-nucleotide messenger RNA. It is a transcript of the gene CWC15, whose product is annotated as CWC15 spliceosome associated protein homolog. Lineage: Eukaryota; Metazoa; Chordata; Mammalia; Carnivora; Mustelidae. The record is from RefSeq and is a predicted model, not a curated record. The transcript is spliced from 9 exons. Gene Ontology annotation, biological process: mRNA cis splicing, via spliceosome. Gene Ontology annotation, molecular function: RNA binding. Bases 500 to 1195 code for a protein of 231 amino acids. Gene Ontology annotation, cellular component: catalytic step 2 spliceosome.